UUCAUAGCUCAUUCAGACCUCAACUAUAAACAAGCGGACCACCGUCUCAGGUCAGUCAGCUCAACUGGGUCAGUCAGUCUGUGGUUCUCCCCUUACACCAGUGUGAUGACGGUGACCUGACCCAUGGACCUCGGCAGUGUCAGCACAGUGAGAGAGUCCCGUCUGGAGCUAGACCAUGAAUGACAAACUAGUCUUUUUGGGCCUGCUGUACUUUGUCCAGGGCAUCCCCUAUGGUCUCCAGUCUUCACUGCUCCCUGUCUACCUGCGUGGAGCCGGUCACUCCCUCACCCGCAUCGGCUUCACCAAGAUCCUCUACUUCCCCUGGGUCCUCAAGGUGCUCUGGGCUCCACUGGUGGACCGGCUGAGCACAAAGCGGUACUGGCUGGUGGCCACAGUGUCUGGCCUGGCUCUGACAUGCCUCGCCAGUGCUGCCUUGGCCCCAGAAGCACAUAUCUGGGGAGUGGCAGGAACCCUGUUGGCCAUGAACACCCUGGCCUCAGUCCAGGAUAUUGCCGUAGAUGGAGCAGCGGUGGGGUUGUUGAAAGGUCGCGGGGAGCUUGGGCUGGGCAACACGGCUCAGGUCGUGGGCUACAAAGCUGGUUCGGUGUUCGCUGGCGGGGGGCUGCUGGCGGUGAUUGACGUGGCUGGAUGGAGCUGGAUGUUUAUGCUGCUGACGUUUGUGUAUGCAGGGGUGGCUCUGUUUGUGUGGGGGACCCCCGUGCUGGAUGAUGAUACUUUGAAGGGCCAGCAGGCUGAUGGCAGCAGGAGGGGGGCGCAGGGAUUGGAUGCUAUGACGCCAUGGAGGGUGUGGAGGAAGAUGCUGGCAGUGCCUGGCACGCCAUGGACGGUCCUGUAUGUCCUGACAUACAAACUGGGUGAGCAGGGUGCAGUCACCAUGUUUCCUCUUUUCCUGUUGGAUCACCACAUGACCGCCAGGGAGCUCGGCUUCUGGAACGGUGUCAUCGCCAUGGGCUUCUCCAUCGGCGGGUCGUCCCUGGGAGGCCUGCUGCUCUCUCAGUUCAGCAUCGGGGCCCUGAUGCGACGUGUGUUUGUGUUGCGAACCAUCAGCAUGGUCUUCCAGAGCUCUCUACUCACCAUACUGGAACCAUCACCACUCAUGAAAGGCAUGGCCAUCCUCAGCAUGAGCGGUCAACACUUCCUGGGCGGUCUCAUCACCACGCUCACCUUUACAACUAUGAUGCAUUGCACUCAGAGAGCUGAGGAAAGCAUUCAGUCGACUCACUACAGUUUCCUAGCGACUCUGGAGGUGCUGGGGAAGCUGACGUUCAGUGCUCUGGCUGGAGGCGUGGUGGAUUGGUUCGGGUUCCAAGUUGCCUUCCUCUUCUUCCUCACCCUCUCGGCCGGGACGGCCCUGCAUGUGUGGACUGCUACAUUCACUGGUGCUCUCAGGGAACACCAGCUCAAAGAACAGCCCAAAUGACAUCAGGGUUAAAGGUCGUGAUACGGGGCGUCUGCAGGUGCUGAAUGUAGACACCUCAGAUCUCCCAUCAAACAUGCCCCUCAUGACGUCAGUAAAUCAUCUAAGUACAGGAGAACUUGAACAAGUUAGAUCUCUUGUUUUCCAUGUUUAAGGAGAAAUCAGCCAUUUGCUCAUUUACUGUUAUUACAGAGCAAACUUUUUAUUUAUUUCACUGGAAAAACUGGCCUUACAUUUUGUGUUGCACUUACAACGUUUGGAAAAGUCUUAAUGUUGACCGUAGCAGGAUGAAACCUGCAGAUACGGAUGUAGGUGAGGGUUGGAAUGUUGCUAGCAGUUUUUUGGGCAGGAUUCAUGCAGUCGGUGGAUUAACUGCUGGGGUUUAAUAUGCGGGGCAGGAAUGUACAGUCACACUGUACGAAGCUAUUUUUUCACAAUCUGAGCCAUGUUACAUGUUUUGAUAAGCCAGCAAUUAGAGCUGUAGCCAAAAGCAAUAUCACGAUUCUGUGAUGCUUUAUCUAUCAUUUUGUGCUUUGUAUGAAUAUGUGCGCCAUUCCCAUGAGUUCUAUGGUUUACAGAUUAAUGCUUCUCUACUUCCUCGUAUCAGCAUCGUAUGGUAUGUGGCACAGGAGGCAGAUGUUUUACACAGUAACUGCACCAAGUAGAGUGUUGUUUCAUUCACAAAAAGUAGUCUCACCACAUACGUCCACAAUUUCAGAGCUGGUAUUAACAUCAGAGUGCUGGGACCACAAGUUGUCAGCACUAAGUUCAGGACUGAACGCAUCUAGGUGCAUCCUGAAUGUGUCCUGAGAUCUGAUCCCUCAUACUACAGUUCAUGUGACCACAGUCUUUAAUAAAUCAUAAAACAGUUAUUCCACGCUAGGCCACAUAUGAGGGACCAGCUACUCAGCUGACGUCUCUGACCCGCUACAAUUUAAAUGUGUUUUUACACCACUCAGUGUACAUUCUUUGAUUUGUUGAUUUCUGCCACAAUAUCAACACUGACAAUCACAAAAUUGGCUGAUGUUUUUUUUUCAAUUUGGUAAAAUCUUGCUUCAUAGCUGAGUUGCACAAGAUUUUUUUCAGUCCGUCCCGACUGCGCUCGCUCUAUCUCUCUCUUCUACAUACACACAAAAACAUUGUCAACUGACACAUCCUUAAAUUCAACUGGGUAAAAACAUCAUUCGUGGUUUGGGAACACAAAUGACAUACGUGUUUAUUUGCAUGUGAUCUCAAAUGUUGACAGGAGACACCCUCAGGACACAUUGUAACACCAGGUGUGACAGACAAACUUAACCUUGUUGACUUAUGAUCAGAUCUCUCAGGAUGGAUGUUAACACCAGGUCUGAACAGGGCCUUUGUUACUUUAGCUAGUCGCUAAUGUUAAUUUUCAGUUACUGUCUCUUUGACUAAAGAAAAUUUCAGCUGUUGUAUGAGGAAAAUUAUUCUGUUUAAUCAGUCACUGAAUUUCCAGAGUAAAAUCCUGCUUUAUUAUACAGGUCUCACCUUUUCUAGCUUAAUUAUCUUAGACUUUCCUGGAAAAAUUAGCUGUUAUUAAGAUGUAAAUUGUUGUUUCGAGAAAGGCUAAUGCAAUAAAUGCUACUGAUUAUACGGCAGUCAACCUACUUCCCUUAGGAAACCUCAGCCUUACACACAGCAUGGUGCCAUCUUGUCUCUGUUUUUUAACUCAUUGACAACACUGCUCUCAAUAAAAUUUGAAAGACCAGAAUAACUAGUAAGUUGAGUAUUUGUGUGUAAUGUACAAUUAAAUAAGUAUUAUAAAAUAUACUGUAACUCAUGGUACUGUAUACUAUAGAAAGUAAUUUCCUUAAAUUACUCUUAAAAUAUGAAUAAAACAGCGGCACAGAAUGUUUUUUUCACCACAUUCUGGGGGAAUCCAAUUAAAUAAUAUAUGCAGGUGAAUGUAUUAGUAGAAAAUAAGACAUUAGUUCUAAUCUUAUUGUAGAUUGUGCUGAAAGUAAAAGACAGGUGAGAUGAGGAUGGGUUGGUUUGAAUAAAAGCAAUGAGCUGAGCAAGUUUAAGGGGGGUUAGACAACUGGUCACCUGCUGUCGACCAUAUAACAAAUAAAAUGAUGUCAUCUCACGUCAUUACUUGUUCAUCCACAUGUUGCAAAGCACAUCUCUUGUCUCUCAGCUACUGUGUCGCCUGAGAUUGGCAAAAUAAAAUAAAGCUCCUGAGUGAA
Platichthys flesus (European flounder) is the source of this 3642-nucleotide messenger RNA. It is a transcript of the gene slc33a2, whose product is annotated as major facilitator superfamily domain containing 3. Lineage: Eukaryota; Metazoa; Chordata; Actinopteri; Pleuronectiformes; Pleuronectidae. Gene Ontology annotation, molecular function: transmembrane transporter activity. Gene Ontology annotation, biological process: transmembrane transport. The record is from RefSeq and is a predicted model, not a curated record. The transcript is spliced from 6 exons. Bases 176 to 1441 code for a protein of 421 amino acids. Gene Ontology annotation, cellular component: membrane.